Messenger RNA from Diaporthe batatas, 1524 nucleotides. RefSeq lists its product as uncharacterized. The transcript is spliced from 2 exons. The record is from RefSeq and is a predicted model, not a curated record. The coding region runs from base 1 to 1524 and encodes 507 amino acids. NCBI's taxonomy places the organism in Eukaryota, Fungi, Ascomycota, Sordariomycetes, Diaporthales, Diaporthaceae.
AUGAGUUACUGCAAGGUCACCACCGGGAACUGGCUAGACACGGACAGGAUCCCGAACGAGAUCAAGCUUAUCAUCCUCGAGCACGUCCUCGAGCCCAAGACCUUGGGAUGCCUUGCGAAAGCCUACGAAUGGGUGGAGCCGCUAUGGAACCGAUACCCAACAUUGCUGUUCCCACCUGCCCUGGAACAUCUGAUGUCCCUCAUUCACCCAGAGGCACCGGUCAGGGGCCGGAUAAUCAUGGUUUACCUCAUCCGGACAACCAGAAACAGGCACAGGGCUGCCGUGGGCGACCGCCCGGAGACGCAGGCGGAGACGGACAGGCUCCAGGCCAAGCUGCUCCGCAUCCUGGAGAUAGGGAGAGAGGGCCUACAAGAACAUUAUAUCAGGCCCGCGCUCCAGGCGAUCCUGGACAUCGCGGCGGUGGCCGGGGACCUCGCGAGGGUGACGGACCGGUACUCGAACGACGCCUGGAAGAGGGUGCACCAGAUCGCCGCCGCCGUCGACCGGCGGCACAACAAGUACGAGGACCUGAGCACCCCGCCGCCGGUCGAGCUCGACCCGGCCGAGACGCGCCGGUUCUUCCGCUCGUUCCUCGCGGCCGAGAUCUACCUCCUCACCAAGUUCUGGACCACGAAGCGGGGACAGCGCCACGUGUUCGACAUGGGCGGGAACGUCGACCACUUCCUCCCCAGACCAUAUGAUACCAACCGGGCGGGCCAGUUCGAGUCGUGCCUGCGAUUCAUGUUCGACGCCCACCGCGGCUACCUCAAGGAGGCCGCGAGGGGGCUGGGCGCGCCGGAGCUCCCGCCCAGGGACGACCUCCAGUGGGUCCCGAGCAAGCGCGAGGUGCGAGACUACGCGUACGAGGACUAUGACACGACCGUCAAAGACGACGCAGGCCGCCCAGGAGCAGACUUCGCCCACAGGUCAGUGUCGGAGGAGCAACGCUUCCUCCUCUGGCAGUGCGAGGGCGGCAUGGAGGCCAUCUCGCAGUCGGAGCAGCGCCCCAGCGCGCAGCGCAGGGCCGAGCUCCUCGGCGCCUUCAGCACCCUCCGCCCCGCCUGGGACACGGUGGAGCUGCGGCACCGGGCGUGCCGGUACGACACGGUCCAGGACGUGCCGCGGGCCCUCGUCCAGUACUACGGCGCGCGCAUGGUCUACAGCCCGGAGCGCAACCGGCACCCCGUCGGGAGCCUGUACCCGGCCGGCACGCAGCUGCGGUACCCCGAGGCGACGGCGCCGUGGGCGUGCGCGGCGCUCAUGCUGGCGUGGGAGGUGUCGCACGGCGGGCCCGGGGCCGUCACGAUGGGCCUCGUGCGGAGGCAGGGGCUGACUAUCGGGUGGCAUACCCGCUGGCUCAUGCACUGCGACACGGACAGGAACAGGGGCGACCGGGUCCCGCAUAUCCGUGAGGGCCCGGACGGUGUGUACUAUGUCCCCUUUGGCCAUCUUUACCUGCUGGACCCGGUGCAGUAUGAGUUGCGCCUGUGGUCCGGGCUGGAUAUGGCCACCCGGCGGUCCUGA